AGUAACCUACUGAAAUAAAAAAACUUUCAAAGGUAAGUCUUUUGUGUAUGUGAGAGAGAGGAAAAUGAAGAAAUGUGAUUUCUGCAAUUCUACAGCAAGAAUGUAUUGUGAAUCCGAUCAAGCAAGCCUGUGUAGGGUUUGUGAUGCCAGGAUUCAUACAGCAAAUUUUCUUGUAGCUGAGCACUCAAGAAAUCUUCUAUGCCAUACCUGUCAAUCUCCAACACCGUGGAAUGGUUCAGGUGCCCGACUUGGGCCUUCGGUUUCUCUCUGCGAGUCCUGUGACCUUGAAAACGGGAGUAUAGAAGUAGACGAGGAGGACGAGGAUGAGGACGAGGACGAGGACGAGGAAGAGGACAGGGAAGAACAUAACGAAGAAGAAGAUGAUGCUAACAGUCAAGUUGUAUCUUUGUCUUCAACAUCUAUCCCUCCACCUUCGCCUUCAAGCCCCAAAAGGGAAGAGUCUUUUACUGAACUUUCUAGGGGAAGAAACGAAGUUUACAGUUCAAAUUUUGGGUUCCCGUCUGCAUCUGCAGUUGAGGAUCGUAAUGGAACUGAAAAGCCGGAUGGGGAAAAAAAUGGCUCGUAAACAUUGAGACAAUCUUGAUGAUCUUUGUUCUUCGGGGUGAUUUGUACUUGCCAAUCCAAAUUGGUGUAUAUUAUGCAUGAAUCUCCCCAUCUUUGUAGUGAAGAUUCAGUAAACGAUAUCUGGACGCGGUUUUUAUCAUUCUCUGUGUACUUUCCUACAUGUUAAGAAAAAAGGUGUAAGGCAUUUUGACAAUAACAAUCAAUCUAAAAGCAUAUUGGAAUUCUAGUUUAAAUCAGAUUGCCAACCUAAUUUUGCCUUUGU
Messenger RNA from Olea europaea var. sylvestris, 847 nucleotides. RefSeq names its product B-box zinc finger protein 32-like. Gene Ontology annotation, molecular function: zinc ion binding. The record is from RefSeq and is a predicted model, not a curated record. Bases 65 to 586 code for a protein of 173 amino acids. The transcript has 2 exons. Lineage: Eukaryota; Viridiplantae; Streptophyta; Magnoliopsida; Lamiales; Oleaceae.